AUGAGUAUGGCUGCGAGAAUUAUCCACUUGCUGAAAAAAGGCCAUACGUACGGCUGCAUCCCUUGCCAUGUCGUCGAAGAGUUUGACCAGGAAAUUGAUAAGGAGAGUAUUGAAGCUCUUCUCGAAAAAGACUUCGAUGUUACCAAAGAAGCCCUACCCGGCACGGGAGGCGAGCACAUAAUUCCGACCAUCCCAGCUGUCGAUGCUGAUGGCUAUGUCUCUGGAGUUGUGAUUCCGUCUGGGAUUUACCAUGAAAUCAUCUCACUUCGUCAUUUGCCCGCAGGGUUCCUCAAAGACUAUGUCAGGAUCCGCUGGAGUUUCCGGGUAAGCGAACCAGUCAUCACCGAAGCAAUUAACGCAUUUCUAAUUGAACAAGGGCUCAGACAUUCUUCACAUCCUGAACUUCAAGAUGUAGAUGACAGCAUCCCCGAACAUGAUGGACGCCAUUUACACAACUUAGCCACAACUUCAGAAGAAGAGCCUGACGUUGAGGCUUUCAACAAUCCUCCCCCAGAUUACGAGCCGCGGCCAGAAUUCCGAGGAAUACAACUCCGCCAUCCUCGUGAGGUCAACCCAAUUGAUGGACAACUUCCCCCUUUCUUCGAAAAUCUAACCCUAAGCCCUGCACCUCCUGACUAUUCUGCUGAAAUGGAUCCUCCUUCAUACGACAAUAUGCACGUCAAUCUUGAGACUCGCCCAUCAGGAUCUUCAUCACCACCGUCCCCAACCGUUCGUCAACGAAGCAAUCAGCCGUCGGGGGAAACAAGCUCAUCCGUCACACCCACAGUACAAGCCGAUCUCCCGGCAUUUCAGGGUUUGGCGGAGCAGCCCAACCCUAUAAAAUGCUUCAGCCGGUCCAAUGUAGUGGAUUUCCUGUUUGACGGACUGCACGAGAUCGACAUUUAUCCUGACGGUCCCUUUGAACCAGUCAGGCUCCAGGAUGAAGGACUCCGGAACAUGAAAGCUUUCACUUUGCUACUGGCAGUAGCUCGAAUAGACCCUUAUCUCGGCCCGACGGAGCACUUCGCGGAGUUCAUCACCCAUCCAGAGAAUGAUGAGCCUCCUAUUCUUACGCCCGAAGGGGAAUUGGUGAAGGAUGUCGUCCUGAGGUUCUUCCGAGAAAUGUAUAUCAGUGGCUGUGGGACAUCACGAGAAGCCUUGCGUGACUACCCAGGCUGUGCGAGCUUCGCUGGAUUCUGCUUCAUGAUCAACCACAUGAGAUUGAACAGAGGCGCGCCGGAAGUAUACUCGCACACGCCAGCUGCGUUUCUUGAACCAGUCCUUGACGAGCUCCGGUUGAGCGGCAAUCACUCGGUCAUGAAAGUCUUGGGCAGGUGCGGAUCCGAUGUCACAGAAACAGCGCCGAGUCUGAAAGACCUAGUAGAUCUGUUCGAUGAAAUCAGCCUGCAACGACUGAUCAGUGAGCCGGUAGCGCUCGAUUUUUGGCCCAAAUCCACAUUGCACAGUCGACUCGUUCACCCCGGAUUCGAGGUGGAUGGCGCUGUCCGAGAUUGGUUACGAAGGAAAAAAGCUCUGCUGACGUUCGAUGAGGCGGUCCAACUUGCAGCCUCCCUUGUGGACGGCCGGGAUCACGUCUCAGCUCUUCUCGAAUCCACAGGCCAGGAUUUUCUUGUCAGCAGGCGAUCGUUGGAGGCUUUUGUCGCCGAUGCAAUGCGAAUGACCGAGGGAACACCUGAGAACGGAGACGUGGGGACCAUCAUUGCGCAGAUCCGCGGCCUGAGAGAUAUCUGGGAUGCUUAUGAAAUCUCGGCGGAAUGGUGGGCUGCUGCCAUGACCAACAUUGCUGUCGUACGGGCACAACCGGACAGGUGUUCUGAACUCUGGGUAGACAUGAUGCCUACGACCGGGACACCGCAGCCGGUUGUGCGACCCGCCGACUGA
Fonsecaea multimorphosa CBS 102226 is the source of this 1902-nucleotide messenger RNA. RefSeq lists its product as uncharacterized. The transcript has a single exon. The coding region runs from base 1 to 1902 and encodes 633 amino acids. NCBI's taxonomy places the organism in Eukaryota, Fungi, Ascomycota, Eurotiomycetes, Chaetothyriales, Herpotrichiellaceae. The record is from RefSeq and is a predicted model, not a curated record.